AUGGGCUCGCCGAACCAAGAAUAUUUAGGACAGCGACUGUCAGCAGAGCACCGCACAAGUAACUGGGACCACAAGCCGCAGGCCAUUGUGUAUGACCCAUCGCUGGACAAGUUCGAGACUGUCGAGCGUCAAAAUCUAAACACCGAUUGUAACAGUUUUCCGGUCCAUCUUCCUUGGUGGCGCAACAAAGUUGAUAUAUAUCUGGACCCGGAGAACAGGUCAGGAUUCGUAGCGACGGUAAAACUGGAUCGUCUUGGGGCUGCAAAAAAUUGGCAGCGUCGGUUGCGCCAUAACUAUAAGGUCCUUCAUGUCAAAGGCUUGAAGCCUGGAACAGCAUCACGAGCAUCCUCGAGCUCAUCCACCUCAAUACCUGUCGUGAAGCAUGGUGACCACAGUGUCUGA
This is a messenger RNA of Letharia columbiana, 402 nucleotides long. RefSeq lists its product as uncharacterized. The record is from RefSeq and is a predicted model, not a curated record. The transcript has 2 exons. NCBI's taxonomy places the organism in Eukaryota, Fungi, Ascomycota, Lecanoromycetes, Lecanorales, Parmeliaceae. The coding region runs from base 1 to 402 and encodes 133 amino acids.